AAACACGGUCGAGACAAGACAGGCACAGUUAACAUGGCGGCGCCCAGCAGAUCCAAGGAAAGUUACGACGAGGACUUUGAUUAUCACGGCGACAGGAGAAAAAAACCGUGCCGAGCUUGCUCAGACUUCAAGGCUUGGGCGAAGAGCAAGGGUGGCUCCACUUCCAAAGAAGCGGGCCCGACGCAAGCGGGAGGUCUGACGGUGCCCGACCGCGAGUGUCCACCCGACCGGUCCGAACUGGGCCGGUGCACGUGGUCACUCCUCCACUCGGUGGCGGCCUACUAUCCCAGCAGGCCCAGCGCGGAGCAGCAGCGAGACGCGGACCAGUUCUUCCGGCUGUUCUCCAGGCUCUACCCGUGCAAGGACUGCGCCGAGGACUUCCGCGCAGAGCUCGCCUCCAGCCCUCCCCGUGUGUCGAGCCGCGCGGAGCUGGCGCAGUGGCUGUGCGAGCAGCACAACGCAGUCAACCGGAAAUUGGGCAAGCCCGAGUUCGACUGUUCGCGCGUCGACGAGAGAUGGCGCCGCGGUUGGGACGACGGCUCCUGCUCCUGAUUGGUCGACGGCGGCGGCUUCGGCGACGACGAACUCCAGCCCUCCCCCCUCUGCAUUCCCGCUCGUCGCUCGCGAGGUGUCGACGAACUAUAUGCCGUCGACGCCUGUUGUAGAUAAUGAAGGACCCUUCGGCACUGCAGAGUGCAGUGACGUCACUCGCGUAGAAUAAAGCUGAUACAGCGCUA
Molecule: messenger RNA, 737 nt
Organism: Dermacentor andersoni
Lineage: Eukaryota; Metazoa; Arthropoda; Arachnida; Ixodida; Ixodidae
Gene: Alr
Product: Evr1_Alr domain-containing protein Alr
Cellular component (GO): mitochondrion
Molecular function (GO): flavin-dependent sulfhydryl oxidase activity; flavin adenine dinucleotide binding
Source: RefSeq, a predicted model, not a curated record